AUGAAUAGCAAAGACCCAACUGCGGCGUCGAGUGACAGCUCACCUCCCGCAUCUGCAAAGAAAGAAAGGGUGCCAUGGAGCGCUGCUACACGUUACAAAUCAUCAGCGCUCCCUGCUUCUUAUCCAGAUUAUGGCCCACUACCAGAGCAUCAAAUACAAAGCAAUCGCGUUGCGAGCAGUCCGAUAGCUACACCCGCGCCACCUAACUCGACCGCCCCAACUGCGACGUCGGGUGACGGCUCAACUCCCGCACCUGCAAAGAAAGCAAGGAGGCCAUGGAGCGCUGCUACACGUUACAAAUCAUCAGCGCUGCCUGCUUGUUUUCCAGAUUAUGGCCACCUACCAGAGCAUCAAAUACCAAGCAAUCGCGUUACCGCGAGCAAUCAAAUAGCUACACCUGCGCUACCUAGCUCGACCACUCUAACGGGCCCAAUGAAAAACACCUCUAACACUAGGGGGCCUGAUUCUCGAUCUAACAAUAAUAGCUACUCAGUAAACAGGCGAGCUGAAGAUCGAACUUCAGAAUACAACAUGCCGGCAAGGUCAACUGGUAACAACAACAGGAGGACGAACAACUACAAUCAGGAACCUAACACAAGCGAUCACGGCCUUCCUAGGCGGCCUGAAUGGUCCGAGAAUAGAUGGCCUAGCCAUUACUCUUUAUCUUCUCGCACACAGAACUUGAGACACCACAACUAUAAUAAACCUUCGAGUGCCUGUUCGCCACCCGCAUUGUUGAAGCAUGCUGAGCUGUACAACCCUUCCCCAAACCCCACAUCCUCUCAAGUAACUAGAUACGGUGAUCCAGGAUCAAAUUUGUACCAGUCUCCAACGUCUCAACAAGCUGGUUACGAGUCUAGUUCUGCAAAUACUUCUCAAUAUUCAUCGUCCCAGAUCCGUCAAGCUACUUCUCAACAUCCCGACCACUACACCCGACCUGCAAACGAAAAGCCUACAUCUACGUCAUUCCAAUCCGCUGGGCUGUCUAAUUUAACCAUACAGUCUCAGUCUUUUGAACAAACAUUGUCUCAGAUAGAUAGGGCAGCGUCCUCAAAACGUAAGGCUACAUCUCCCCAGCCAACUAUAGAAGGCAACCCGGCAGUGAAUUCAAAACGCCAGGCUAUAUCAUCUAAGUCAGGUGAGGACAACAAGCAAUCUAUAGCAUUGACGCCGCAACCUCCUACUGCCGUUCCUGAUGCAAAACUGAGGGAAGGCGUCAAUUUUGCCAUUCCGCAACCAAUGGUGACCGUACUUGUUGGAUCGGGAGCCAAUCUUGCUAAAUUCUUCCUCCACAAGAGCGCGACCAUACAGUCGCCCUUCUUCGACAAAGCUUUCCAAAAAGGACCCAAGAGUUUCAUCGAACGUGAUAAUCAGACUAUGGAAUUGCCUGAUGUUGAGGUUCCAAUCUUUGGAGUUCUUGUGAACUGGCUCUACACACAAAAGGUUGAACUGGCCGACGAUCGACCCUUAACAUUGCUGGAGGCUGCCAAGCUGUGGACCGUCGCGGGUAGAUGUCUAUUCCCCACCCUCCAAAACAAGGCCAUGGAGUUGGUAGCGAUCAAGUUGUGCAGCGUAAAGGAUGGCGAGCCGACGGAGGAAGAAAUGAAGGAAUUCUGUCACUAUGCUUAUGAAACCGAGGAGUAUACCCUCCUGAAGAAAAUGGCAGCUGAGCAGAUGACCAGAGUCGUUAAUGAGGGUAAUAUAGAUAAGUGGCUGAAAGAGUUCCCGAUGGCUAUGAAGGAUGAUUUCACCAAGGCUCUUGUCCGGGAACUUGCCGCAGUUCCUGAUCACAAGGUUAUAGGCCACUCCUUACUGAAGUAUUUUGUAGAGGAGUCCGAAUGGGACAUUCGUGUGUAG
This is a messenger RNA of Amorphotheca resinae ATCC 22711, 1857 nucleotides long. RefSeq lists its product as hypothetical. The record is from RefSeq and is a predicted model, not a curated record. The transcript is spliced from 3 exons. Gene Ontology annotation, molecular function: protein binding. Lineage: Eukaryota; Fungi; Ascomycota; Leotiomycetes; Helotiales; Amorphothecaceae. The coding region runs from base 1 to 1857 and encodes 618 amino acids.